CAAGGAAUCAAGGUGCCGUUCUUUUGUUUGACGAUUUAUUUUAUUAUUCGGAUUAGAUUUAAACAGUUAUCAUAGUUUAUGCCUUUGUUUAUCAAAUGUAGUUUUAGUUGAUUAAUUUUGUCCAACGGUCGUCGUCCCUCGAGAACCGGGAAUAGCUUGAGAAAAAUCUCGACUUCUUUGUGCCCAGCGGUGGUGAUCAAAAUCAAACCAAGGCUGAAGCGGCUAAUCUUCAAACGACUAGCCGGCUAUGAGGCAUAACAUUGCCCAAGAGGUGGACAAUCGCGAUUGUGACUCUUCCAGCAUGGAAUCGGGUUCACCUAAGAAACGGACGACUGUCAGGAAGUCAAAUCCAAAGCUUGACUUUUCAAGUGAUUCAGACACUCCACAUAGAAAGCUCAGGCCGAGGAGAAAUGAAAAACUGAGCGAAGCAGUCAUCCAAAAGCCAGGAGAUGUUGGAAAUGACAACAGACAUGGAAGUGAUUUUGACAGUAAAUUGAAGGUCAUUAUUGAGCCUGAAGACUUCGUCUCAACAGAUUUUGGGAAAUCAAACAAGAUGCACUCAGAUGAAAAUGUUGUCAUCUUAAAGAGAAUGAUGGACCAUAUCGUUUCAAUAAUGUCUGAUGAUGAACAUAAGCCACAGCUUGAAAAAAUGUAUGGCGAAAGUGAAAUCCUUGAAGUUAAAAACUUGAUCAAGAGUGGUGGAAAUGACAGAGAAAAGGUUUACCAGAUUUUGAAACCAUCCACUCUUAAGAUCUACAAGAAUCUGAACCAGCCAGAACAUAUUGGGUUGUUUAAAGGGUGUGACAUAUUCUCUUUGAAAUCUAGCCCAAGUCAUAAUGAGAAAGUUAACCAGAUUGUUGCAGAAUUACUUCAAAGUUGUAGCCCAGACAACAAACAAAGUACAUCAGAAAAUGUCAAAAAGGACAAAUUUAUUAAACGUCUUUUCACCACAAACAAUCAAACUAAAGAAAUUAGUGAAUCAGAAACUAAAAUUCUGGAUAAUGAAACUGGCAUUAGUGAAAAUGGAAAUAAAACCAGGUCAACUAAUAAAAAUAGAAGACACAAAUUGACUAAUCGAAGAAAAAAGGCCAAAAAAAUUAUGAAGGGCCAAUUACAAGCUGAAUCCUCUCCAAUGAUUCAAGAGCCAGAUGUGUUAGAAUUAACAGAGCUUACCAAUAAUAAUAAAAACGAUGUUUUAAAAGAAAACAUCGAUCAUACCUUUGAAAAAGAAGAAAACUUUCUUCCACAGAAUUUUAGUAUUGCAUCACCUAAAUUUUAUCUCACCCAAAAUAAAAAAGGUAUCCAUAAGUUAAUUGGCCGUAAAGAUUUUGUGCAAGAAGUCAUAGGAAAUGUUGUAAUUUGUGGAGAAACAGAGAUAGAAGGCAGUAAUCGUAUUGUACUUUCAAAUGAUGACAUUGAGCUGGAUCAUCAAACAGAAAAGAAGGCAUUUAACAGUUCUAACGCCAAUAAGGAUUUCGUGAAUGACAGUUCAAGCUCAGAUAUUGAACUCAAGAAAGAGAUAUCUCUUGCUACAAGUAAAGAACUUGUGCGCCGUAAUGUAGAAGUUAUUGAAAUAUCAGAUGAUUCUAGCAACAGUGACAAAGAUUUAGUGAAACACAACAAUUUGAAUGUAGAAAGUCAUGAAAUUCUUUCUCCUCAAGGAAGUCCUUUGUGUGAAGAUGGCAUUAAUAAACUUACAGAUCAGAUUAAAUUGUCUGGUUCAAAAGAAAAUUGUUUUUCUGAACUUGAUUCGAGUAGGAAAGUCAGCAAUACAAGUGCAGAAACAAACUUGAGGAAUUCUCCAAAAAAUUGUAUUAAAACAAACAAAAAAUUAAAAGUGGAAGAUUCUUCUGAAUCUAGUUGUUCUUCUAACAGUGGUAGCGAUGAUGAAUCAGCCAAGGAGGACAUACAAAAUCCAAAUUUAGAAAUAAUUACACAAAAGGACUUAGAAUGUAAUGAAGCCCUUCAAAUGCAUACAAGUGAUCAAUUAAAACAAUCAAUUGAAGAAGAUAAUUCAAUUAAAUUAACUACUAAAUACAAUAAUACAAUAGAACAAAGCAUUCAUAAAGAUCAGAAAUUGCCAAAACACAGUGCCAAAGAUCCUGAACUCCUAAAGGAAUGUUCACCAUUCAUGGAUCGUUUCAAAGAAAAAAAAUCAAAUAAGUCAAACGCUGAAGUUCAGCUUAAUAAACGUAAAAAAGAAAUAAAAAGGCAUAAAGUGACAGAGAGAAACCAUAAUAAAUUGUUAAAUGAGAAACAAGAAAUGGCUGAGCACAAAUUAAAACAUGACAAUGAAGCACCUAAGAAAGAUAAGAAAAAAGAAAGAAAAAAACGAGGAAGAACAAAUAUGAAUCAAAACGAAUCAACUAAAACAUCUAAAAAACCAUUAGAAAUGGCUAAUACAACAAAAAAUAAUUCCUCCAUUUCUGAACCACACAUUUCAAGAAAAAGAACAAGUAAAAAGUUGUCUAAAGAUAACACUGACCUAGAUGAAACAAUGGAACUCCUAUCAAAGCCAAACACUUCUUCCAGAGCAUCACCAUUGAUAAAAAAGGAAUGCGAAAAGCAAAUGAAACAGAAAACACUUUUAAAAACAGUAAUUACAAAACAGGAGGACGAAGAGGUAGCAACUCGUUUGCCCGGAUAUGAAACAGAUAGUAGUGAAAAUGAACCAACAUUUAACAACGGCGAGGUAAAUUUGAAUAAAACGAGCCCAAAUCAUUGCUAUGAGAUUAAGUUCAAUUCUGAUAAUUUUGAACCUAAUCAAAAUGAUUAUAUUGCAUUGGAAUACGAUAUCGGCAACAAUUCUGAUUCUUCUUACGAAAAGAUGAUCAAGGAAAUAAAUAGUGCAAAACUGGAGAAAAUAAACAAUGGGAGUAAAGAAAAUGUUGCUUGUUUAAAUGAAGAGAGUAAUGAAGCUACUUUUGAAACUUCAGUAGGAUCCAAAAUAAAUGGAUCUGACAAGUUUACGAAGGGUCAAAAGGAAUUGGACCAUUUAGACCCUGAAAUGGUCCCAACUUUAAUUGUUGGGAAAGAAGAUGACGAUGAUGAUGACGAUGACGAUGACAUAUUAGAUUUAUUAACUCCAAAUUUGGACAACAUGUUUAACCAAAAUGAAACAAAUACCAAAAAUCCUCUAAAUUCACAAGAAUAUAGUUCUUUAACAAUGUUUCAAGAAGGGAGCAAAGAAAGAAAUCAAAUUUUAACUUCUCCCUUCGAGACAAAUUUAAAUUCUAAUAGUAGUUUAUUACACUGUAAACUAAAUUCUGCAUUUAAUGAUUUUCACCCUUUGCCUUUUAAUAACUCAGUAGUAAAAUCACAGAGAUACAGUCAUGAUAAUUCAUGUCCUUUAGUUAAUUAUAAAUCAAAUUCAAAUUUACAAACACCAGAAAAAAAAAUGCUUAGAAGAGAGAACCUAAGAAGAGAGAAGAUAACAGGAACAGAACUCAUUGAUCAUUGUAAAAAAAGGUUUAGAUAUGAUAACACCGUUACUAAAUGUAUUGAAAUACAAGAAAGUAAUUGUAUGACAUCAGAUUCUAAUUUUAAAAAAGAGGUAGUAAAAUCCCCAAAGGUUCAUUUUCUUCCGAACUUUCCUGAUUAUAAAAACAAAGAUAAUUCUGAUUUUGAUUUUUCACUUUGUUCAACAUCUCCCUCUAUUUCUUCUUCACAAGAGGACAUCUAUAGAAAUAUGUACUGUGACAAAGAUUCGUACCAUUAUGAUUGUUGUUUGGAAGUUGAAAAGGAGGACACCUCGGUCUUCACCAACAAUGAAAUACUAGUUAAAACUGCAUACGUUAAUAAUGAACCCAUUGGUAUAAUGUGUCCAAUUGAUGAAGGGUCAUUUUUUUCUUACAAAGACAAAUAUCAAAUACGGUAUACUCCAGAAUUAUUUGUUCGCAAAAUGAAGAUAAAAGUUCGCCAACAAAUGGAGCUCCUGAAAAAACCUUUUAUGGACAACGUCGUUAAAAAUUUUAUGAACAAAAUUUGUGAAGAAUACUAUAAAAACGGGAAUUGCUGUUCUCCGUUAUGCGUUAAAAAACAUUUGUUACCAAAAGAGUGGUACAACAUGAUGGCUGAUGAAGAGGCAUGGGCAAUUACUAAUCUUAUUUUAACACAAGCAGCACAACCUCCUGUAUCAUUCUGCUGUUCAGUUUUGGAGUGGUUAGGUGAAGUUAAGAAGUGUAAAAUGAAGAUUAUGUUGGUGACUGAAUAUUUCCGCCGAAUAAAGACAUUUGAAAAUUGUAGAACAGUUUGGCUAGCUGUUUUAAAGGCACUUACAAUUUCUGGUUUUCACGAGUGGGAAGCUGUGUGUUGCGUACUGUUAUAUUUUUACACUGAUACAUGCCCUUCAGUUACAAGAAACAUCAUGAGGUAUAUUGGAUUAGAAAAAAGAGUGUAUCCAAACAUGUGGCAAUCGUUACAACCUUUGGUUGAAAUCGGUUUUCAGCUGCCGAACACUAUAAUCAGAUCACUGCUUGAAUUACUCUGUCAUGACAAAAAUAACAAUUUUUCCAAUGAUGCAAUUUUAUUAAUUGGCCUACAGGUGAAGAAGAUGAAACCGAUGAAUUUGCAAAGAAUGGAUACACUGAUACAAAAAUUCUUGGAAAUUCACAAACAAAUUUUUCCUGUGAAGAUGCCGCUCAAGAGCUGUUUAAAAGAAGCCAAUAAACCAAGAGAAGAGCAUAAUUUAUCAAGAAAAAGAUCACAAACUUUCUCAACAGAGGAUCAUCCUUUGUUGAAAAAGCCCUUGAUAUUGAACACGGCCAAUAGCACAUCUCCCAAUAUUAGAGGUGUUUAUGAGGUCGAAAAAGUGAAAGCUGCGUUGCUGAGAUCGUUUAAGGCAAAAAACACCCCAGAUAUUGCCAACAUACUUUUUAAAUACGGUGGAAAGAAAGAGUAUGAAGUCAUACUUGCGGAGGAGCUUUUCACUUUAAUUCAACCGGAAAAAAAUGCAUUCCAGCUGAUCAAGGACAUUAUUCAUGAAAUCCGAAUAAGUGGAAAUAUGAAACACAGCAUAUUAAUUAUGGCACGUGUCUGCAUUACAUUUAUGCUACAUUUUGUCAUAAACUUUAGCGACUGGAAAUUGGCUUUCGAUUUUCUUCUGCUUAUUCGGGAAAAUCACUUAAACCCAAUCAUAAUGAAGCCGGUUUGUUAUGAAUACAGUGAAUUGAGAAUUGCGAUUACUUGUUCUGAAAUUAACUUCUACAACAAGCAUUACAAUUCUGCUAUUGCAAUUUUGAUAAAUAAUAAGCUCUUAUAUGAAGACAGUUCAAAAUGGCAAAUCAGCGGUAGCUCAAGGGAAUUCCACUUUGUUAAACAAAUUAUACAAUUCCUUUUUAUCAACUUUAACUCAGCCAAAAUGGUCGAUGUGUCGUAUACACUAUUUAAAAGCACAAUGAAAUCUCAGAAUAGUUUACGUGUACCAAUAGAUCUACUUGAUUUUUAUGAACCUUUACUGUGCAAUAUGUUUGAAAAGUUUGAUAAAUAUAAGCAUAAAUUACUUUCGUUUUACAUACAAGUCAAUGAAAUUGACUCAACUGUGCAACUAACUGGUCUGUCAUACAGAGUCUUGGUCAUCGUAGCAGUUAGAAAUGACAACUUUGAGGUUAUAAAAGAUUUAGUUUCAAAAGCAAUCAGCACAUACGUUUACCCCAUUCUAGAGGAUAAAGAGAAUGUUAUUACAUUAAACACCUGCUUGCUUCAAGAAGAAAUGAAAGCUUAUUUAGUGGAAUGGUUCCGCUGGGAUUUAAACAAAAGCAAGGAUAGGUCAUUCUUAAAGCAUAAUGUUCAGAUUCAAUUUAAAUUAUCAAAAACAGAUGAUUUUAUUGAAUGUGAGCAACUUCCAGUGCCAAUGAUUCUCAACUCAGUCGAUCCAUCAUUAAAUUGUGCAGUGCGGCGUCUGCAAGCCGUUCUCUCAGAGUUUACAAAGGUUCCUUUCCAGGCGCUUAACAUAAAAAUGAAAAAUGAUGCCUUGUACGUUCCACCUGAAACAACUAAACUGCUUAUCAAAUCAGCAAAGAAGAUGUAUUAAGGAGAUAAAGGUUUUUAAAACUUUUGAGAAUCAAGUCAUUGUUAUACAGAAGAUUUUUUAUAAUUGUACAUAACUGUAUAAUGGUGUACAUUAUAUUUUAAAAUAUGGUUACCUUGCGAAGAAAAGUGUAUUUGAGAAGAAAAUUGUUUUAUUUGUAAUAGUGUUUAAUGAACCAAUAUUACUAAGAAAACAAAUA
Messenger RNA from Cimex lectularius (bed bug), 6227 nucleotides. RefSeq names its product MATH and LRR domain-containing protein PFE0570w-like. The transcript has 19 exons. Bases 248 to 6031 code for a protein of 1927 amino acids. Lineage: Eukaryota; Metazoa; Arthropoda; Insecta; Hemiptera; Cimicidae. The record is from RefSeq and is a predicted model, not a curated record.